This is a messenger RNA of Frankliniella occidentalis (western flower thrips), 1080 nucleotides long. RefSeq names its product polycystic kidney disease 2-like 1 protein. The transcript has 2 exons. Bases 1 to 1080 code for a protein of 359 amino acids. NCBI's taxonomy places the organism in Eukaryota, Metazoa, Arthropoda, Insecta, Thysanoptera, Thripidae. The record is from RefSeq and is a predicted model, not a curated record.
AUGUUCCGCUCGGCGUCCUCCGUGCGCCAACCCCGGCUGCCGCGCGCCCCGGUGCGCAACAUGGCCGAUGCGGCCCACCGCCUGCUUUGCGCCCAGAGGGUGCUGCGGCGCUGGGCCGAGGACAGGACGCUGGAGCACCAGGAGUUCAAGGCCAUGUGGACGCCCUUCCGGGGCAUCAUGACGCACGUCUUCAUCCUGGUCUGCUUCAACCUCUUGAGCAUGUGCCGCAUCGACCUCUUCAUCUUCUACACGCGGGAUGCCCUCGACGACUUCUACUUGAACAACCACUUUCCGGAGGGGCCCGUCAAUCAGAUGAUUGUCUUCUCGGAGGUGGAUACUGUAGAGCGGCUUUGGAGCUUCGUGGACUACCUGGUGGACUCCACCGGGGAGGAGGACCCCCCCAGCGUCACGAUGCAUAACCCGCUGCUCGGCAACAUCCGGCUGCGCCAGGUCCGCGUCCGCGGCGAGCCGUGCGUGGUGGCGCAGUGGCCCGAGCUCGACGAGGACUACGACAAGUGCUUCCGCUUCCUGAGCUCGGAGAACGAGGACCGGGAGCCCUUCGGGCUGGGCGAGGCCGGCGGUGAGGCGUGGGUGUACCGGGAGGACGAGGAAGGCGACCCGGCCUACGGGUACCUGUCGAUGUACCCGCCGGGGGGCUACUGGACGCACCUCCCGCGCGACGACGAGGAGGCCCAGGAGCUUGUGGACACGCUCAAGGUACACUCGCCACCGAGGCAACGACAGCACAACCACUCCGCCCUGGGCGCAAAGUCACCGUCGCCCGGUCGACAGAACAACAGCUGGGUGGACGCCGCCACCCGCGCCGUGUUCGUGGACCUGGUGACCUACAACGCCAACCUCAACUACCUCAGCCUGACGGUCGUCUUCUUCGAGCUGCCGCCCGGCGGAGGCGUGGUAUCGCGCCUCGUCACGCGCACUGCCCCGCUAAUGCAGUACGCCACCCAGUUCGACGCAUGGCGCCUCGGCCACGAGCUCGUGUUCCUCGUCUGCAGCGCGGUGCUCACUGUCGGCGCGCUCCUCCGCGCCCUGCGGCACCUCUGUGAGCUGCUAGACCAGUAG